Ciona intestinalis (vase tunicate) is the source of this 1570-nucleotide messenger RNA. NCBI's taxonomy places the organism in Eukaryota, Metazoa, Chordata, Ascidiacea, Phlebobranchia, Cionidae. The record is from RefSeq and is a predicted model, not a curated record.
CAACAUUCGCAGUAGUUUGGUAUUAAACUUAUAAUUUCCGAAAUUUACCAAACGAAACAUUAAAAACACCAAAAGUCUACUUUUACCAAUCACUUCAAAAUAUUUGCACAAAUUGAAACAUAAUCCAUUUUGUUUGUUUUUCUUAACUUCCCACGAUAAUGUUGUUGAUUGGGAUAUGGAUCAGUUUGACGAAGAAACCGAUAAAUCCCAUUAUUGCGAAUCCAAUAGCGGUAGCAACCGCGAUCUUUUGGAAUUCCUUUCUGUCGGGCUUCGUACAUCUCUUUACAAGCCGAAUAGAAUCCUUUGCGAAUUGUUUCCCAGGUUCAACCCAUGCCAUUACUUGAUCCAUCUUUGAUUUCUUGUGUCGUGUCUUCGAGAUAGCAAAGCAAUAAUGAAGAUGCGACUUCGCGUUUUGUUUUGUGACGAAAUAGAAGUUGCUUGUACACGUAACACAAGCGGUUACGUCAUCAGCGCCGAAGCGUAACGAAUAUCGAUAUCCAUAGAAAUCGCAAUGACGUAAUAAAUCGAAUACAUUCUCAUCAAACCAACAUCGCUUGACAGAACCACAAAAUGGAGGCAAAGAAAGCAGCCUACUGCCAUGACCUUGAACUGAUAAAGCAGGGAGCUGAAGCCAAGGUUUACAAAGGAGAGUUUCUUGGGAGAAACUGCAUUGUGAAGGAGAGAUUUCCAAAGAAAUAUCGGCUUCCAGAAAUUGAUGAAAAAUUGACAAAAAAGAGGUUGACACAAGAAGUCCGAGCAUUACAGAGGUGUAGGAAGGCUGGGAUCGCUACUCCUGCUAUUUACUUCACUGAUUUAGUUGGGAGUGUUAUCUUCAUGGAAGAAAUACCUGGCUGUACGAUGAAGGAUUUCAUUUCUAAUAAUUCACAGAAAAAACUUUCUGAUGAAGUAGUUUGCGGUGUUGAAAAAAUUGGAGAAAUUCUUGCAAAGAUGCAUAAUGCAGAUAUCAUACAUGGAGACCUUACCACUUCAAAUAUGAUUUUGAAAACAUCCAAUCAAAAUGAUGGUCCCAUUAUUUACAUGAUUGACUUUGGGUUGAGUCAGUCUUCCUCUUUAGCAGAAGACAAAGGCGUUGAUCUUUAUGUUCUAGAGCGUGCGUUUUUAAGUUCCCAUCCCGAUUCUGAAGAUUUAUUUGAAAAACUUUUACAAUCUUAUAAAUCGUUUUCCAAAAAUUGUGAACCAGUUUUUAAAAAGUUUGAGGAAGUUAGAAUGAGGGGGCGGAAAAGAACAAUGAUUGGUUAGAUUAUUUUUGCUUGCUGUCUAUCAGCUGCUCUAUAUGUGUCGGACUUUUUGUGCUUCAAAUAUUUUGUAUUUUUAUGUCUUUUUGAAAUAUUUGGUUCAAAAUCAAAGUUAUUUUGACCACAAAAAGUUUUUUCUUCUCAAUCAUAUUUUCUUCAAUUGUCAGCAUGCAGUUUUAAAACUCAAUUAAAUGAUAAAAAAGUAGAAAAUAUUUUUUUACCUUUUUGUGUAAUAGUUCAAAACUCCCCAAUUAAAUUCAGAACAGCUUGAAUUAGAAAUAGCGAACAGCUUGAAAUAAAGAUUGGUUGAUUUA